AUGGUGGUGGUGGCGAAGUUCUCUGAAGACCUCGAAGUGGAGGAGCAGCUCGUGAGGCCGCUGCAGCAGGGCCACUCUGCCGAGGUCGUGGCCACCGCUGCAAAGCCGCCACCGGGGGAUGUCGACGCCGACGCUGCAUUGAAGAUCCACAGGAGCAAGGGAGGCGGGUUUGUCGCGUCCCUGGACGUGCAGGACUUCUCCCCACAGGACCUGGCCGUGAAGGUGUCUGGAGACAAGCUGGUGGUGGCCGGACGGCGCGAGGUGAAGAGCGGAGAAGUCAGCAGCGGCAGCUACAGCCACAGCUGCCAGGAGUUCCACAGGGAGACGCAGCUGCCCAGGGACGUGGACCCGCAGAGCGUGAGCUGCUGCUUGACUGAAGACGGGAAGCUGAAGUUCAAGGCUCAGCGCCGCGCCCUCCCUGCAGCGGCCGAGAGGGUGGUGGUCAUUGAGCAGCCAGCGACAGCGACUCCUGGCACGGCCUCUCAGUCCACUGGCACCACUCACGCGUAGAGUGGCGCCUGGAGGAUCCAUUCCAGCAACCUGCUUUAUUGAUGUUUUAAUUGUAUGGAUAUUUAGUUAAAUCAGUUUCUUCUAUCCACGCAAUGUUCAGUAAUAUUUACGUGUUUCAGCGUUCACAUUC
Messenger RNA from Petromyzon marinus (sea lamprey), 640 nucleotides. The record is from RefSeq and is a predicted model, not a curated record. NCBI's taxonomy places the organism in Eukaryota, Metazoa, Chordata, Hyperoartia, Petromyzontiformes, Petromyzontidae.